AUGGAGCCCGAUAUUAGCGAGAAAGCGCAGCAUGGCGUAGGCCCAGACGUGGCUCAGGUCGAGAGAGACUCGAAGCAGUCCGAGGAUGAUGAAAAGAGAGAAAGCCAAUCUUCCACGUCCAGAGGAGACGACUCUUCUAGUGACUCAUCCUCUGACCACGAGAUAAAUCACAGACCAAGUCGGGCGUCAAUGGGUGCAACCAUUUCACGCACGGUUUCCGAAGUCCACGACGGCAUUGAGAGUCGACGUGACCCAGAACUGGGGCCGCCGAUGGAGCACAAGGUGACGACCACAGCGGCCAACCCUGAUGACCCGGACCUUGUAACAUGGACUGGCCCGGACGAUCCCGAAAACCCAAAAAAUUGGGCGUUCAGCCGGAAAUGGCUUAUCGUCUUCAUCGUAUCAACAUUCACCUUGAUAUCGCCUUUAUCGUCUUCAAUGGUAGCACCGUCAUUGACGACUAUUGGCGAAGAACUUGACGUUCCCGCAGGAACAGAACAGGCCAUAGUACUGUCCAUCUUCGUCCUGGCGUAUGCCAUUGGACCGUUGGCCUGGGGACCAUUAUCCGAGAUAUACGGUCGGACAGUAGUUUUGCAAUCAACUAAUGUCCUUUACCUCUUCUUCAACCUUGGUUGUGGACUCGCCAGGACCAAAGGUCAGCUCAUAGGUUUUCGAUUCUUGUCUGGGCUGGGAGGCUCUGCUCCUCUGGCAAUUGGUGGAGGAGUCUUGAGCGACCUGUUCACGGCGGAGGAAAGAGGUAAAGCAAUGUCGCUGUACUCCUUGACUCCACUUCUUGGCCCAGCUAUAGGCCCUGUCGCCGGUGCAUUCAUCACGCAAAACACUACGUGGCGGUGGUCAUUCUACGCCACCACCAUCGCCGAUGCCGCGAUUCAGGUCUCGGGUCUGAUUUUCCUACGGGAAACGUACACUCCGGUUCUGCUAGCUUGGAAGAGGAAUAAACUCCAGAAGGAGACGGGCAACACCAACCUACACACCCCCUUCGAUCAUCCGGACAGGACGCUCAGCAAGACGCUGCAAAUGUCCUUCACCCGACCUUUUCGCCUCCUGGGUACCCAGAUUAUCUUGCAGGUACUUGCCCUCUACAUGAUGUAUCUCUAUGGCCUUAUGUACAUUGUCUUGGUCUCAUUUCCGUCCCUGUGGGCUGGUCCGGAGCCAGCGGGCUAUGGUGAGCAGCUCGGUAUAAGUGGACUGAACUACAUCUCCCUUGGCCUUGGCUUCUUUCUUGGCGCCCAAAUCUGUGCGCCGCUGCAAGAUCGUAUAUACGCUGCGCUCAAACGCCGCAACGGAGGACCUGGCCGUCCCGAGUACCGAGUCCCCAUGAUGAUUCCGGGGGCACUUCUUGUCCCGUUCGGCUUGUUCAUCUACGGAUGGACCGCCGAAUACAAGACGCAUUGGAUCGGCCCCAAUAUUGGCGCCUGCUUGUUUGCCGCCGGGACUAUCAUUGGGUUUCAGUGCGUGCAGACGUUUUUGGUCGAUACCUACACUCGCUACGCUGCCAGUGCCGUUGGAGCCGGGACCGUCCUGCGGUCGCUUGCUGGAUUUGGAUUUCCCCUUUUCGCGUCCAGUUUGUAUGAUCGAUUAGGUUUGGGAUGGGGCAACAGCCUUCUGGCGUUUUUAGGCAUUGCAAUCGGAUGGCCUGCUCCCAUUAUGCUAUGGUUCUAUGGGGAGAAAUUGAGGAAGCGCAGUCCCUUUGCUGCCGGUGGAUAA
Messenger RNA from Neoarthrinium moseri, 1728 nucleotides. RefSeq lists its product as uncharacterized. The record is from RefSeq and is a predicted model, not a curated record. The transcript has 3 exons. Gene Ontology annotation, biological process: transmembrane transport. Gene Ontology annotation, molecular function: transmembrane transporter activity. The coding region runs from base 1 to 1728 and encodes 575 amino acids. Lineage: Eukaryota; Fungi; Ascomycota; Sordariomycetes; Amphisphaeriales; Apiosporaceae.